AUGCAGAUGAGUAGCCAAAACUCUGGAGCGACAACUCCUAUCGCUGUCAAUGGGGAUGUCAUGAAUAUGCGUGGGGAACUCAAAGGACAGGGUACCAAAAGCAGAAGGAGCGUUUCCAACAUGAACCCAAUUGCGUUAGAGAAGAAGCGAGAAAACGACCGCAACGCCCAAAGAAAUAUCAGAGAAAAGGCAAGGAAUAAUUUGGCAGCCUUGGAACAUAAAGUGAAGGAGUUGGAAGCCAACCAGGACCCCGAGUUGAAGAGAGCACUUGCCGAAGCACAAAACCGACUCAAAGGAUUCCAGCAAUUGGAAAACCAAGUUAAAGCAUUGACUGCAUUGUUGUUGCAACACGGCAUCGACCCCAAUCAAGCAUUGCCACCCACUCAAGAACAGUUUGGAAACGUGUUGGGUGAGAUGGAGAUGGGUCGCCCCACGACAAGUUACCAAGGUGUCGAACUUUCUCCAGCUGUCCGAUCAAUGUAUCCAAUCGGACAAGUACAGUCUCAACCCCUUGCACUCGUACCUAUCCAGUACAAUGUGGAUUCUCCUCAACACAUGGGAUCUCACAUCGAUUCCCCUCAAUCCUUGGGACUUUCCCACCAUUCGGGAUCUCACAUGGAUUCCCCUCAAUCCUUGAGACUUUCCAACCGUUCAGGAUCUCAAACUGGAUCACGACUUGGAUCCCGUACUGGAUCUCAUUAUGGAUCUCAUCAAGGAUCUCCUCAACUCACCGAAUCUCCGCAAUUUACGGGAAAUCCUUUAUUUACGGGACCUUCUCAACAUAUGGAACAUCUUCAACAAACGGGACCUCCUCAGACUAUGCUGGCAUAUCCUCAAUCUAUCCCUUCUCAGUUCGUGGAACCCUCGCAACACAUGGGACAAACUCAUCCCAUGGCACAGUCGCAAUCCAUGCCCCCUCAAUUCGUAGGACCCCCGCAACAUAUGAGACAAGCCCAUCCCAUGGUACAUUCGCAAUCUCAAUCAUCACCCCUUCAACACAACUUCCAAAAUCUCGCAUCUCAAAACGCAUAUCCGUCCAACCAGAACGUGAAUUGGAAUUUUCAAUCGCCCAAUAACGCACAGGGUUGGGAUCAUGCGAAUGAUGUCGCAUUACCAAACGGUGCGAUGAAUUAUCCCACCGACGUUACAUAUGUGCCGCUAUAA
This is a messenger RNA of Sclerotinia borealis F-4128, 1164 nucleotides long. Lineage: Eukaryota; Fungi; Ascomycota; Leotiomycetes; Helotiales; Sclerotiniaceae. The record is from the annotation of a GenBank genome assembly.